AUGUACAUCAUGACACUGGCAGCGAGCAACAUCGUCUAUGUCACCAUGUCCGGUACAAUCGGCAUCAGCAAUCUGGGUUCCUCCGGCCAGAGCUGGAAACUGGGCGUGGAGGCAUGCACGGCACAAAACUAUAACUACUACGCUAUCAGUGGGGUCGCGGUGCACCUCCACCUGCUGGUGAGUCUUAGCCGCGCCUGGGCCUUGUUCAGGCCGAUCUCGUAUCGCAACCACCACACCAUCCGGGUGGCGAUAGCAUUCUGCGUGGGCGCGGUGCUGUAUGUGCACAUUCUGGUAUUGCCCGGCUUUAUCCUGGACGCUGUGUAUUAUCGUGUUCCGGUGGAGAACGGCUGCUGGAUCGACGCUUCCCGACAGACCGUGUGGAUGACCUUUGUAACAGUAGUGGUGUAUGAUCUGCCCAAGCUCUUCAUUCCCGUCUGCUAUCCGGUGCUGUUGUGGAAAACAUUGCAGAGGAGAAAAAUUGCGGCGAGUUUACGCGGGACAAGACUUGAUGCUGCACAGCAACUUUCAGUGCCGUCUAAAGCAAGAGAAAGAGCCGAUAAGGAGAAUGCCGCUUUCCGACCGUUUGUCCUUUUGACCUUGUUCACCGUUGGUGUUGUCGUCUGCUGGAUGCCCCCUAUGGUUGCCUAUAUUCUCGGCAACUUUAUUAUUUCAUGGAGAGAAAUGGUUCAGUUUGAAGAUGUAGUGUCGGUUCUCUAUUCACUGCAGGCAAUAUUGGAUCUGAUAUUCUUCUGCCUGAGUACGUAA
Paramacrobiotus metropolitanus is the source of this 765-nucleotide messenger RNA. RefSeq names its product muscarinic acetylcholine receptor gar-3-like. The record is from RefSeq and is a predicted model, not a curated record. The coding region runs from base 1 to 765 and encodes 254 amino acids. Gene Ontology annotation, biological process: neuropeptide signaling pathway. Gene Ontology annotation, cellular component: membrane. NCBI's taxonomy places the organism in Eukaryota, Metazoa, Tardigrada, Eutardigrada, Parachela, Macrobiotidae. Gene Ontology annotation, molecular function: G protein-coupled peptide receptor activity. The transcript has a single exon.